ACAUUCGCAGUCGCAGUCGGCAAUUGAGCGUUGACGCGAGCGCGUCGCGUGUUCGGAAUAAAAACAAGAAACUAGUUUUACUGCAAUUGAUAAUACGAGCAAUUGAUCAAUUUGUUGAACUCGUAAAUAAAUUUAGCAAAACAAAUCAUCUGGAAUUAAAAAAAAUGGCCUUGCGUAGCGCAAAUGUGAUGUGGUUUCGCCAUGGACUGCGUCUCCACGAUAAUCCAGCUUUAUUAUCCGCAUUGGCGGACAAAGAUCAUGGCGUUGCAUUAAUACCCAUAUUCAUAUUCGAUGGCGAGAGUGCUGGCACCAAGAGCGUGGGCUUCAAUCGCAUGCGAUUUUUGCUGGACUCGCUGCAGGACAUCGACCAGCAGCUGCAAUCGGAGACUGAAGGACGAGGCUGUCUGUUCAUUUUUGAGGGAAAUCCAGUGGAGAUCUUUCGGCGACUCAAUGAGCAGGUGCGUCUGCACAAGAUCUGCGUGGAGCAGGAUUGCGAACCCAUUUGGAAUGAGCGCGAUGAUGCCACCAAGAAUCUAUGCAACGAGUUGGGCAUCGAGUAUGUGGAGAAGGUGUCGCACACGCUGUGGGAUCCACGCACAGUGAUCGAUACGAAUGGAGGUAUUGCACCACUGACUUAUCAAAUGUUCCUGCACACUGUGCAAAUUAUUGGUUUGCCGCCGCGGCCAGUGCAUGAUCCGCAUUUUGGAGGUGUGAGCUUUGUGCAGUUGUCGCCAGAGUUGCGCCGAGAUUUGGGUUGUUUUGAGCAGCUGCCUACGCCGGAGCAUUUCAACAUAUACAGCGACAAUAUGGGCUACUUAUCCAAGAUCAAUUGGAUCGGCGGAGAAAGCCAAGCAUUAGAACUGUUGGGCGAGCGUCUGAAGAUUGAACAACAUGCCUUCGAACGUGGCUUUUAUCUGCCCAAUCAGGCAAUGCCCAAUAUUCUGGAUACGCCCAGAUCGAUGAGCGCUCAUCUGCGUUUUGGCUGCCUCUCGGUACGCCGAUUCUAUUGGAGUGUGCACGAUCUCUUCAAGAAUGUGCAGCUUCGUGCCUGUGUGCGCGGCGUGCAAAUGACAGGCGGCGCUCACAUUACCGGACAGCUCAUCUGGCGUGAAUAUUUCUAUACGAUGUCGGUGAAUAAUCCGAAUUACGACCGCAUGGAAGGCAACGAGAUUUGCCUGAACAUUCCAUGGGCUAAGCCCAACGAUGAGCAGCUGCAGCGUUGGCGUCUGGGACAAACUGGAUUUCCUCUCAUCGAUGGCGCCAUGAGGCAACUACUUGCUGAGGGUUGGCUGCAUCACACACUGCGCAACACUGUUGCCACAUUCCUAACACGCGGCGGCCUUUGGCAAAACUGGGAGUACGGUGUGCAGCAUUUCCUCAAGUAUCUGCUGGAUGCCGAUUGGUCUGUUUGUGCUGGCAAUUGGAUGUGGGUAUCGAGUUCGGCGUUUGAACGCUUGCUUGAUUCCUCGCUGGUCACCUGUCCGGUUGCAUUGGCCAAGCGCCUGGAUCCCGAGGGCAUCUACAUCAAGCAGUAUGUUCCGGAGCUGCAGAAUGUGCCCAAGGAGUUCAUCCAUGAGCCCUGGCGCAUGUCUGCCGAGCAACAGGAGCGCUACGAGUGCCUCAUCGGCGUGCAUUAUCCGGAGCGUAUACUUGAUCUUGCAGUGGCUGGCAAACGGAAUACGCUUGCCAUGAAUUCGCUGCGCAAUUCACUGAUAACUCCACAGCCACAUUGUCGUCCUUCGAAUGAGGAGGAAGUGCGUCAGUUUUUUUGGUUGGUCGACUGAGCUGAGUGUUGUUGUUUUGUAAAAUGUUUCUCAUAUUAAUAUGUAUCUGUUUUAAUUUCCUCAGUAUCGAUAUAAUAAAAAGUAAUCACUAUUCAAGUAUCAUUAAUAA
Molecule: messenger RNA, 1893 nt
Organism: Drosophila sulfurigaster albostrigata
Lineage: Eukaryota; Metazoa; Arthropoda; Insecta; Diptera; Drosophilidae
Gene: cry
Product: cryptochrome-1
Exons: 4
Coding region: 165-1784 (539 amino acids)
Biological process (GO): entrainment of circadian clock by photoperiod; circadian regulation of gene expression
Cellular component (GO): nucleus; cytoplasm
Molecular function (GO): FAD binding; DNA binding
Source: RefSeq, a predicted model, not a curated record